This is a messenger RNA of Entrophospora sp. SA101, 428 nucleotides long. Lineage: Eukaryota; Fungi; Glomeromycota; Glomeromycetes; Entrophosporales; Entrophosporaceae. The record is from the annotation of a GenBank genome assembly.
AACCAUCUAAUUUGUUUUUGGUUCUUAAGAAAAUAUAUGGAAAUGAUCAUUAUAGUAAUGAAAAUCUUGAAAUAAGUAGUAAUUAUAUGCAAGAUAUAGAUAUACAACAGGACCCUAAUCAGGAUCAACAACAUACUAAUCAUCAAGAACAAGUUAAUCAAAUUAAUCGUACUAAUGAAGAUAAUUGUAUUAUUCAAAUUGAUCAUGAUAAUCAACAAGGACAAGAUAUUGAAGAUAAUUGUCAAGAACAAGAACAGUAUACAAAUCAUCAAGAACGGAAUAUUCAAAAAAGAAAAUGGACACAGUAUGAAAUAAAUAUUUUAGUAGAAUUUUUUUUAGAUAAGAAAAUUAAUGUUAGAAAGCUCAGAAGAUUAGGUCUAUUGAGGACAGAAGGAGCAAUAUUAAACAGAACACGAAUCAUAAAAUGA